CUAGAAGCACUUUUUUUAAAAAGGUUAAUCCAAGAGCGGACGGAGUUAACGACCAUCAUGGCCGACCUUUCGCUUGCUUAGAUUUUAGAGAAUUUUUAAAAUGGCUUUUAAAAGAGCGAGGCAAAGCCGACAUCGCGGUACCGAGAGGGAAACCACCCCUGAAAUUCGCUGUGCAAAGGGCAGCAUUAACUCCCCGCCCCUCGCAAGGAGCGCCCUUGCAACGCCACGCCCCGCCCCACCUCCACUCUCCUGCCCAUUUUCGCAACGCAACGGGGGGCGCGAGCCGCAGGGAUGCGCUUCCCCUCCAAUCAGCGGAGGCCGAGAGCUGUACAGUUUGGCGGCGCCUCCGCGAGCUCGGCUUCGCUCAUGCCCGGUUCUUUUCGGAGUUGGUCGCCGUUAGUGAGAGGAGGCUUGGUUUGGUCAUGGAGCCUCAGCCGACCGAGGUCGCCAUGCGCCCCACCAGUACCUAUCAAUACCCCAAGGUUGCCUCUAAUCCUGCGGUCAGGGAUCAUGUGAUCUGGUCGCUGUUCAGUUUGAGUUGGUGCAAUUGCUGUUGCCUUGGCUUGGUCGCUCUCCUCUACUCCAUUAAGUCAAGAGAUCGUAAAGUUCUUGGAGACCCUGAAGCUGCAGCUAGUUAUGGCAGGACAGCCAAGUACCUGAAUAUUGCUGCAUUGAUGAUAACCAUCAUAGUCUACAUUAUUUUCAUGAUUAUAUUAAUCAGUAGUGCACUGUUCAUCCUUAACACACUCUUCCAAAUAAUGAAGCUUCCAGAUGAAAUAGAAGAAUUCAGAGGGAACUAA
Ahaetulla prasina is the source of this 800-nucleotide messenger RNA. Its product is annotated as dispanin subfamily A member 2b-like. The record is from RefSeq and is a predicted model, not a curated record. Gene Ontology annotation, cellular component: plasma membrane. Gene Ontology annotation, biological process: defense response to virus; response to interferon-beta; host-mediated suppression of symbiont invasion. The transcript is spliced from 2 exons. Lineage: Eukaryota; Metazoa; Chordata; Lepidosauria; Squamata; Colubridae. The coding region runs from base 423 to 800 and encodes 125 amino acids.